This is a messenger RNA of Apis laboriosa (Himalayan honeybee), 2544 nucleotides long. Its product is annotated as synergin gamma-like. NCBI's taxonomy places the organism in Eukaryota, Metazoa, Arthropoda, Insecta, Hymenoptera, Apidae. The transcript has 6 exons. The record is from RefSeq and is a predicted model, not a curated record. Gene Ontology annotation, molecular function: protein binding. Gene Ontology annotation, cellular component: clathrin coat of trans-Golgi network vesicle. Bases 364 to 2544 code for a protein of 726 amino acids.
UCUACCUUUGUAACAGAACAUCGUUCAGUAGUGAUCCAGUGACACCUGAAUUAAGUUAUUUGCCACGCAAUUGUCUCAUUUUGUCUCGAAUUAAUAAUUUUGAUUGUAUCAAGAAUCAUAAUAAUCAAGAAAUCGGAUUAUUCUUCGUAUAUUUUUUGCAAUGGAAACUAUCAACAAGAAAUGUAACACUAGUGACAUGUGCAAAUAUUAAAAUAAAUCGAGUAAAUGAGUGAAAUGUUUAUGAUAUCAACUUUGAUGUAUGUACCAGGGUAGUAAAUUAAAGGAUGAAAUUAUUUUGCUCGACGAGUUCACAUAAUUUAAACUCGUCAUAGCAAAAAUUUGAUUAAACAUCGUUUAUUGAUAAUGAACAAAACUCAUAUGGAUAAAAGACUGAAUCAGUUGCCAACUUGGCUGUGGACUAAUUCCACUACUUUACCACCAAUCUAUAAAAUGGUAUGGGAAGCAGUACGGGAAGAUAAAAUCAGAACAAAUGGAAUACAAACCGAACUAUUAGUUGAUACUAACAAAGUCUUUCCUUUAUUGCUCACAAGUCAACUUCCCACAGAAGUUCUUGGACACAUAUGGAAUUUAGCAAAUCAAAAAUAUGCUGGACAGCUCACAGAGCAAGAAUUAUAUAUUGUUCUUGCUCUUGUUGCUGCAGCACAAGCUUCUUAUACAUUUAAUAGUCUAGAUAUAUUACAUUUACUUCCAUUUCCACCUACUCCAUAUUUAAAUAUUGAAUGUUUAAUGAAUCUACAGCCUAUAACACAAAUGAAUUCUGCAGCUAAAUUUCAAAAUGAUCAAGAUAAUACUGAAAUUGGAUUUAUUGCCUCAGAUGAAAAAUAUUCUUUAGAGACUAAAGGAAAAAUGAAAUUACAACAAGGAAUCAUAUCUUCAGAUUUAAAUGUGCAAAUGGCAAACAAUGUACCUGGAAAAAUUUCAUGUUUUGAUAAUAAAUCUUAUGUCUCUUCUACUACAAUAUGGGAUACCAAUAAUAUAUUAAGAGAUGCAAAACAAACUUCCCGCCUUCAAUUAGAUUCUAAACCAGCAACAGAUUUGUGUGAUGACUUUUCUGAGUUUCAAAGUGCUCCAAUCCCUAAUAUUUCUAACAUUCCCAUUUGGGAUACUAAACAAGGUUCAGCUAUUGGAAGUAGACUUGCAAAUCAUAAUUUAGGUGUUAAAAAACCAAUGGAAAAGUCAAAAAAAAAUAAUAUAAAUGCUAAAUCUGUUCAUGGCACUACUACUAUUCAAACGCGUAUUACAUCAAUACCAUUAACUACAAUAUCUCAAAGCAAAGAUCAGUCAACAUUAGAUUGUUUAUCAGAUUUAUUUCCUAAGUGUACAAUAAAAAAUCAAUCUAAAACAGUAAUUCUUAAGGAUACAGUGAUAAGAAAUAAUGAUCCGCCCAAGGACCAUAGUGAAAAUGUAAAAGAUUAUACAAAUACAGAAAUUGUACAUUUAAAUGAUAAAGAUGUUUUGAAUAAGUUAGAAUGGAUCGAUAAGGCUCAAUCAGCAACAUUGGAACCCACUCAGCAGGAUCUUAUGAAUCUCCAACUUGUUGAAGAUAAAUAUAGUGCCUUGCGUGCAUUGGUUCAAGAAACAAGUAUAUCAACUGAACCAGAUUCAAACGCAAGUUACAAUAAUCAAUCAACUGAUGAAUUUGGAGAAUUUGUAUCUGCAGAACAACCUGUUAAUACUCCUGCCAUAAAUGCUUUAGAUACUGACAAUUUUGUUGAUAUUUUUACUGAUUUUGAGUUUAAAUCUACUAACAAUAAUACAAAUGCAGCAGAUUUUAAUUUUAUGCCAGAUAUUUCUGAAUCAUUUGACAAUCUUAAGCUUGAGGAUAACAUAGAAGAACGCUCUUUAGAGAUAGGGAAAGCUCUUCAAAAGGAAGAUGCCAUAUCAAUUAAUAGUAUAGAAUUUAUGAAUGGUGCAUCAAAUGCAUUAACUCGAUCAGGAUCUGUGCCUAGUUUAGAUCUUAAGUCUUUCUUACCUUCAAAUACAGAAGAUGAACAAGUAAUGGAUACUACACACCAGUCAGAAUAUUGGGAAUGGAAGCAAUAUAUGGAAAGCUGUGUAUUAUUGUUACAAAUAGCUGCAAAUAUAUUUACAAAUAUUAAUUCAGAACUUAUAUUGCACGAAGUUUUAAAUUCAGCACAAGGAUAUAAUUUUCUUUGUAAUUUAGCUGAAGUCGCAGCUGUUUGUAGACGAGUUAAUUUUUCAUAUAAAGAAAUGGAUAUUAAUAUAAUAGGUUUUGAUGAACUUUUAAUGGACAUUGAUCGAAUUUGGGCAGAAAUGGAACCAUUUUAUGCAAAUAUACCAAUCGUUACGGAAUUACCAGCUUGGCCUUUACAUCAAGGAGAAGCCAUUUGUUGCUCACUUUGUUUAACGGUUAUUACCAGCGGCAGAGUAGUAUAUAACGAGAAUAAUUAUCACGUUACUUGUGCAAAUCUAUGGCUUAAUUGUGUAAAUAGUAAUUUGCCCGUGAUGCGGCAUCCCGUUUAUUCUCAUUUGAACACAUGUCCAGGUAACAAUCAUAUUUGA